Messenger RNA from Apodemus sylvaticus (European woodmouse), 198 nucleotides. Its product is annotated as beta-defensin 41-like. Gene Ontology annotation, cellular component: extracellular region. The transcript has 2 exons. Lineage: Eukaryota; Metazoa; Chordata; Mammalia; Rodentia; Muridae. Gene Ontology annotation, biological process: innate immune response. The record is from RefSeq and is a predicted model, not a curated record. Bases 1 to 198 code for a protein of 65 amino acids.
AUGAAGUUUCAUCUCUUUUUCUUUAUUCUCCUCUUUUGUGCCACAAUAUUAACAGCUAAAAAACAUUAUCCUGAGUAUGGUAGCUUGGAUUUGAGGAGAGAAUGCAAAAUGCGUAGAGGUCACUGCAAACCUCUGUGCUCUGAAAAUGAAAUUAGGAUGUCUUUCUGCAUAAGACCUGGGACUCAGUGCUGCAUCUAG